AUGCCAGGAAGCAUCUACACCUAUAUUGACGAAAGUCUAACCCACUUGGAUGAGAAGCUAGAAGAAGAAAGCGCAAAAAUCUCGAAACAGGUCCCGCCUUUUUAUCGCCGGAUCUUGUUCCACCCAGCAUUGCGCAACUGGGUCAAAUGGAGCUUGCUCUUUUCCAUCUUCCGCGUCCAGAACCCCAUUCAAUGGGCAAACUUCCUCAGUUUGAACAAACCCAUACGUGAGCUUUUGCAUCAUUAUCACAGAAUACUCAUGAAGCUACUUUGGUUCUCGCCGAACGAUAAGCUGAGAUUUCAAGCUUUCAUUCAACACUUUUCCAACUUCAUCACUUGCACUUUUCUAUACUUUGCCACGGUUCGCAACAACCAGGUGCCCAAGGACUACUUCAUCGUGGAGUUGUUCAGUGGCUAUUACGGAGACUUGAAUCCACCUUCCAAAAGCCAGAUUCUAGUUGAGCCGCGGCUCUCCAAGUUUUUGAAAUUAUCCACUUAUAAGCAAACCAAGUGGUACAACUUGGUCAAAACCGGUUACGACCAUAAGGAAUACGUUAUUUUUCCCAUCUUGUUUGCCCAGAUCUUGAGCAACUACCUAACCCCCACCAAGUACAAACUCAACCAACGAUACUUGUCGCCCUUUAUCAAGCGCAACAUCCUCAACCCCAUCUGGAUCAAUUUCUCGAUGGGGAUCAACUACAACCGCAUGAACUGGGUGAAUCUCGCCACGACGUAUCUACUUCAAAACCUAGUGUUGAGCUUGGUGGUAGCAGGGUACAAUUUCAAAGAGUUGAUAUUGGACAAAUUCUACGAGAUUAAAUUCGGCAAGCGAUCAAAGCAAGAUGAAGUGGGGAUAAUUGAGAAUUUCGUCGCUUAUUGUUUCCAUCGAUCCAACGCCAUUUUGAACUUCAUCUACUGUCCCAAUUUAAUAUCGAUCUUCUUGUUAGCUGUCACGGCACCGGUGCUAAGACUCAUCAACCCGAUACGCGGGCGCAAGCCGGCGAAUGCGCUCCAGAGCUACUACAUCCGAAACUCAAAGUCGUUUUUCAAGACUUAUACCAAGCUAGUCGGGUUCACGGCGGCCUUGGCUACCCUCGGGUUGAACUCGUUGAACUUGGUGCCGGAUCUAUGGUUCGACAAAACUUUGGCUCAAAAGAUCCGGCUCGAAGAAGAGGAGAAACAAGCCUACGAUGAUGAAGAAAAUGAAGAAAAUAAAGAGGAAAAGGCUCCAAUACGACUCAUCUCGAAGGGGUUCUUGAAUGCACUAGAUUUGUACUUGUUCAGAGUCAUCCUUCUUUCCAAAUGGCGCAUUGUCAAAUCCAACCAUCCGUUCUUCAAACAGGUGAAAUUGAGCUGGUACAACAAAAUCGAGACGGCGUUGAUGUGCAUUGGGUUCUUCAAAUACAUGAACUUGAACAAUUUCAUCCAUGGCAAGCGGUCAGUUGAAAAAGACCGGAUAUCGGGAAACUCAACCAUGAGAGCUGCAAAUUUCGUGAUGCAAUAG
This is a messenger RNA of Lodderomyces beijingensis, 1503 nucleotides long. NCBI's taxonomy places the organism in Eukaryota, Fungi, Ascomycota, Pichiomycetes, Serinales, Debaryomycetaceae. The record is from the annotation of a GenBank genome assembly.